Botrytis fragariae is the source of this 1647-nucleotide messenger RNA. RefSeq lists its product as uncharacterized. The coding region runs from base 1 to 1647 and encodes 548 amino acids. Lineage: Eukaryota; Fungi; Ascomycota; Leotiomycetes; Helotiales; Sclerotiniaceae. The transcript is spliced from 2 exons. The record is from RefSeq and is a predicted model, not a curated record.
AUGUCAGUGGAAGCAACACCAACGACUGCUGUUGAGUUAACUCAAAAAGAGAUCCUAUGUCAUGCAGGUGCGAUUGCUAAGCAUUUUAGAGACUAUAUAGACCGUAUCAAGCAAAAGCAGAAAAACUUUCAUAACUGGCUGAAGAAGGGAGAACAUCUUUCGGAAAGUGAGCGAAAGUGUUUCAGCCAUGAGUCAAUCAGGGACGCUACAACCUACUGGACCAGUAUCUCUCAGCAAAAGAAAUCUGAUUUUGACACUCAACAUCAAACGGGAUGGAGAUUUUGGGCGAAAACAUCCCAAACGGUCGCCGCAGCUGCUGGUCAGUUCCUAAAUGACUUCAAGCCCCUUGUUGAGUUUGCAUCAAAUUCAGGACCUUACGGAGGCCUUGCCGUUGGAGCGGUCAGCGGCCUCUUCGCCAUCGCGCAGAGUAAAAGCAAAACAGAUGAUAUCAUCGCAUCUGCAAUGGCAAAUUUGAUGGAUCGCCUACCCGGAUUCAAAAUGCUACAAGAAAUUUAUGACGAAUCUGAUGCGCUUCAGAAACUCCUCAGAGGAAAGGUCAUCCUUGCAUAUACCGGAAUCAUCGAAUUUGCUAUGGCUUCCGCCAAAUAUUACCUGAAGCUAGGCAUCAAGAGGUGGUGGCUGGCUACGUGGAACUCUCAGAAGUUCAUAGUGAUGGCUGACAGAGUGCAAGGCUUGGUCCUUGCAGUACGACUGCAAAGCGAAGACUUGCUCACUUCGACUGUAAAUUAUGUACGGAAACAGAACACUGAAUUGGCAAAUAAGGUCAAAGAGCUCGAAGCAGAGAUUACACAGCUUCAGAAAGAUAGCGAUAAUAACAAGCUGCUGAGCCUUAGGAAUCUCCUCAGGCUAAGCGGAUGGUCUCCCGAAGGUUGGUCGCAAAGCCUUCAUGAGUACAAAGGAGCUCUGGAAAGAGCGCGCAAAGAUAGUCGUAUCUUCGAAUGGAUGCAUGGCGAAAGCAUUGCAAAGUACAGAGACAAUGAUAAGUUCUUCAAGGACUGGAAUAAAUCCCACGAAUCAUCUAUGCUUCUCAUCAUCGGUUUAAAUCACAGAAGUUGCCGGCGGCGCGACCAUUGCUGGGUAUCACCUUUGGCUCUGCAACUCAUAGACGAAGCCCAAACCAAUGAUAUGGAGCUUGUUUAUCAUGUGUUCAACUUUGAAAGCUAUACUAGCAUUCAUACAGCGAUGGCUAAGUUAAUGUUUCAGCUGCUGAAACUGCAGAGACAUGUUAAUCUAGCCACGCUUUCCCCGAAGCUGGAGAAAUACCGCGAUGAACUAGAAAUUCUGGAGAAACAUCGUAACGAACGAAGCAGUAAGUACAGCAGCGGCAACAGCGAGGCGGUGAGGAAGGCUCUAAAAGAGGCAGCUGUCGCCAUUGUAAGGGACUUGGACCCGAAGCAGAGAAUUCGUAUCAUCUUGGACCGAGUUGAUCGUUGCGAAGGAAAAGAACAAGUGCAUCUUCUUCAUCUCUUGAUCCAGAUUAUGGAGGAAUCGCGUUGCUGUGUGAAGAUUUUUGCCGUCGCAAACGAGGCCUUUUGGGAGGUGGAGGGGUAUCAAAUCGAAGACUUCGAAAAGUACCAGAACUUUAAAAUGGUCACCAAACCCCGGAAGAUGACUAUUGGAGGAUAA